CAAAAAGUUCGAAUAGAAGAAAAUGAAAGUUCUAGACCGGGAGCUCAGGAAGCGGAGCUAAGAGGGAGUUCCCGAGAAAGAAUGGUCAGCCGGUUCUACAUUAUUAUAUUUUCCACUGCACUUUUGGCAAUUUUCUUCUCACACACAUUAAAUGCAAGCCAGAUCUAUUCAGAUGACUAUGAUACUCUAGAUUCAAGUCACAACAAUUCGGAGCAAUUUGGUAUUGAUAUAUCACAUGGAAGAAACAACUAUCAAGAUGAAUUUGAUUUUGUUAUGCCAGAUUUAAGGCAAAAUAAUUCACAAGAAUUUGUUAUUGAUGUAUCACAUAUACUGAAAAUUGAUCAAGAUCAAUUUGGUAUUGGUCCAUCAUAUUCAAAUCAAAAUAAUUCAGAGGAAUCUGGUAUAAAUAUACCACAUAUAAGGAAAUAUGAUCGAGAUGAAUAUGGUAUUGGUCCAUCAUAUUCAAGCAAAAAUAAUUCGGAGGAAUCUGAUAGUGAUAUAUCGCAUAUAAAGAAAAAUGAUCAAGAUAUAUCUGAUACUAGUCCAUCAGAUUUAAGUCAAAAUAAUUCAAAGGAAUCUGAUAUUAAUAUACCAUAUAUAAUAAAAAAGGAUGGCGAUGAAUUUGAUAGUGGUCCAUCAGAUUCAAGUCAAAAUAAUUCAGAAGUGUCUGAUAUUGAUAUAUCACAUAUCAGGAAAAAUGAUCAAGAUAAAUUUGGUAUUCAUCUAUCAUAUUCAAGUCAAAAUAACUCAGAGGAAUCUGAUACUGAUAUAUUAUAUACAAUUCAAAAUGAUCAAGAUAUUGAUAUAUCACACAUAAAGAAAAAUGAUCGAAAUGAAUUUGAUAUUGGUCCAUCAGAUUCAAAGCCAAAUAAUUCACAGGAAUCGAAAAGUCACACAUCACAUGUAAAGCAAAAUUAUCAAGAUGAAUUUGAAAUUGGUACAACAGAUUCAUAUCAAAAUAAUUCAGAGAAAUUUUUUAUUGAUACAUCAUACAUAAAGCAAAGUUUUCUAGAUGAUUUUGAUUUUGAUAAAAUUUUGGACAGCUAUGAGGAAGCUUUAGCUUUUCGGAAGCAUCUGAAUAAGAAAUACCAAAGAAUAAAUCCAGAUGUGACUGAUAUCAAUUUAAACAGGAAUUUUAAUCUGGACGAAGAGGUUACCAGACGGGAAGAACUGCAGCACAUUUUUGAAUUUAUCGCUACAGAAACGAAAAUGUAUGAAAUGCCUGAAGAAACUAGAGAUGAAUUGAUUGGGAAGAUUCAGGAAAAUCCAAAGUUUCACGAAAUUGUCGCCAGUUGCAAGAAGUCUUUACCGUCUCCAGAAUGUAAUUCUUCAUUACUCUAUAGAACAUUUGAUGGUACUUGCAAUAACUUAAAACAUCCAACUUGGGGCUCCAUAUUGACGUGCACAGAAAGAUUAUUGCCAGCAUAUUACAAAGGUUACUCGGGUUUUCCGGAAUCUGUCAAAGGUGGACCUCUACCUGAUGCUAGGAAAUUAUCAGUGAAUUUGUUUCCUGACAAAAUCCUACCAGCAAGAAACGUUUCACAGAUGUUUGCAUUCUUCGGCCAACUGCUGUCUCAUGAUAUAACACUUACACCGCCCUCAACAAUUGGAGGCUUACCAUUACAAUGUUGCCCCGAAAUCAAAGCCCUUCAUCCCCAAUGUAUGGCUGUUCCGUAUUCAACUGAUGACCCAUUUUUCUCCCAAUUUAAUUACACCUGUAGGAAUCUUGUGAGGAGUGCCGUGUGCCCUACGUGUACAUUAGAUCAAAGAAGACAUCUAAAUCAAGUAACCGCUUUCAUUGAUUGCUCAUUUGUAUACGGAGUGAAUGAAAAAGAAGCAAGCUAUUUAAGAACCAAUGACGGCACAGGAAAAUUACGUACACAGAAUGGAAAUCUGAUGCCAAAAGAGCUUGAUUGGGCGAAAGAUCUAAAUUGCGUAAAAAAGGAUAGAGAGUUUUGUUUCAGAUCAGGUGAUGCGAGAGGAAACCAGCAUACGAUUCUGGCAGCACUGCAUACCAUUUUCGUGAGAGAACACAACAGGAUGGCCACUGAAAUGAAACAACUCAACCCUCACUGGGAUGAAGAAACUACAUUUCAAGAAACGAGAAGAAUUCUGGGCGCUGUUAUGCAGAGCAUCACCUACAAGGAGUUCCUUCCUCUGCUUUUAGGAUCGAAUGUAAUGUUUACUUAUAAGUUAUGGCUCAAUAUUUCGCAAGAAAAUUCCACUCAGAAUCCGAAUAUUUUCAUUGAAUUUAAUACAGCUGCAUUCCGUCUGCACAACUUAAUUAAUACAAUUGUCGGUGAAAAUUCUACAUCAAACAGCAAACUUCUGAUGAGAGAUACUUAUGCGAUACAUAAGCCAAUUCAUGAAGGACGCAUUGGAACUCUUCUGGAUGGAGCUACGAAAUGCCCAGCCCAUAAAUUUGGCAGAUGGAUGGUGGAUGAUGUUACUAAGUAUAUGUAUAGGAAAGUUGGUACUUCCUUUGGUUUGGAUAUAGCAAGUACAAAUAUCCAGAGAACAAGGGAUCACGGCAUACCUCCAUAUAUUCAUCUGCUAUCCUAUUGCAACGAUAAUAAAAUUAAUAUAAAUAAUUUCGAUGAUCUCAUUCAAGUAAUGGAUUCAGAUAACGUAGAGCUAUUGAAGCAAAAUUAUAAGGAUGUUGCAGAUAUUGAUGCAUGGGUGGGAAUGUAUAUGGAGCACAAUAACGAAAAUGCAAUUCUGCCUCCUACUGCAGCUUGUAUAGUUGCUACCCAGUUCAAAAAUAUCAAGAAUGGGGAUAGAUUCCUUUUUAUAAACAGACAUCUUCCGACAUCUUUUACAUUAGAUCAGAUAAGAUCUAUCUACCAUAUGUCGCUUUCUAGACUAAUUUGUGACAACACUGAUGUGAAAGAGAUGCAAAAAAAUGCCAUGCUUUUUCCAAGCGAUGA
Stegodyphus dumicola is the source of this 2927-nucleotide messenger RNA. RefSeq names its product immunomodulatory peroxidase-like. Gene Ontology annotation, molecular function: peroxidase activity; heme binding. Gene Ontology annotation, biological process: response to oxidative stress. NCBI's taxonomy places the organism in Eukaryota, Metazoa, Arthropoda, Arachnida, Araneae, Eresidae. The record is from RefSeq and is a predicted model, not a curated record.